Molecule: messenger RNA, 4670 nt
Organism: Linum trigynum
Lineage: Eukaryota; Viridiplantae; Streptophyta; Magnoliopsida; Malpighiales; Linaceae
Source: the annotation of a GenBank genome assembly
GCAAAAGCAUUCUUCACAUCCAGCUGAAUCAAUUACCAUCCCUUCAUAGCAACGACAGCUAACAAAUUGCGUAUAGUUUGCAUUUUCGACAACUGGGGCAAAUGUCUUAGUAUAAUUGAUACCAUAUGAUUGCAAAAAAACUUGAGCUACCAAUCUUUUUUUAAAUCGCUUCACGUACCAUCGGGAUUCAUUUUGAUAGUAAACGCCCACGGCCCACCGACAGCCAAUAACGGAAUACUCUGCCAAAAGCAGGACUAAAUCCAACGUAUGCACUGCUUCGAAUGCUUGUGUUUCAUCCACCAUGGCAUUAUCCCAUUAUGCUUUGCCUUUUUCAUGUUUGUAUGUUGCAAGCACUGAUAUGAUCCAAAUUGGCCACUUCUACAAGUCACAAUUACUUGCCAAAGAAGCUAUCAAGGUUGGAAAGAAGAAGGGCAGCAUUUGGCCAAGUCAAAAUCCGUGUUCAGGGUACAUACUUUGGAGGCAUGGUUCUCUCAAUUGGCUUGGUGGAAAUUCAAUUUUAAGGGUUUGUUUUGCAGAAAAAGUUACCAUCUUUCCAAUGGUAUGCUUUAUGGAUCCAGAAGAUGUCAUUAAGGUUGUUUUCCAAGUCCUCAAAGUUGCUACCUCAAAACCGGAAAACUGCCAGAAAAUGGUUAAGUCUGGAAACUGUUUUGUGAAGCCUACUUUGGAGCUCAGUUCAAGGAGCAUGGAUCUGAUUCGAGACCAAAGGCUUCUAUAACAUCAAACUAGAUAUGUUUGUGAACAAAGGGAAGGAAUUGGAUGACAGAUUGAAGUUCUGGAAAGCCUUGAACAAAAGGCGCGAAGUUAGUACGAAAGCUGCUUUUGACUGUUUGCUGGCAGCUUACCUGCACUUGAAGAAAGAGAGUUUAAAUCCGGAUUUUGAGUCCUUUUUAGAGUAGAUUUUUACCUUAAUUGUUUCCUAGUUCUAUUAGGUUUGUAUUAGGUUUAUUUGCCUUUAAAUAUCUUUCUAAUUACGUUGUAAAAUUAAGACUUUGUGGAAUAGAAAAGAAACUGUUUGGUUUGUGCAAGUUGCGACUUGUUUUGGGUUUGGUGGAUUCCAAACUUGCUGAGCUUGUGUAUCGAUUGAAUAGUCACUUCAAUCGUGGUCGAGCAACUACCCUUUUAUACCAAUCGAGCUAUCCCCAGGUGUGGAUUUGUCCUUUUGGUUCCGUUUAUUCAAGUUCGUAUUAAGAACGCUUCGUUCUUGAUUCGAGCUCAAUCGAUUCUUCGAUUCAGUCGUUAGCUGCGUGACUUUGAUAAACAUACACUCCCCCAGGGGCGUAUCAAGUGGUAUCAGAGCCCGAUUCUACACAAGGGCGAAGAAGAGUACGAAAACCUACUGUUUCGUACAAGCAGAUUUCGUCGAGAAACAGGGCAGCCCCUGUUUCAUAAUUCCAGCUGCUGUUUGUGCUUGAAGUUUUCGAUUCUACACCAACAGAUGGUGGAGAGCAGUGUAGAGGCAAGGAAGACGCAAAUUCGUGUCCAAAAGAAGCAGCCAGCAGUCGUCAUUGAACAUCGUGAAUCUGACGAGCAAAGAGACAAUCUGUUUCACAGUCGCUGUUUGAUCAAUGGAAAAGUGGCUUCGUUGGUGAUCGAUGGAGGGAGUUGCGCCAAUUCGAUCAGCGAAUAUGCCGUAAGAAAGCUUGAAUUGAAAACCCAGAAGCAUCCUAAACCGUAUCAUCUCACCUGGCUCAACGAACAUGGAGACGUGAAGGUCAACAAACAAGCAGAAAUCGAAUUCAGCAUUGGUAAGUAUUCGGAUUUUGUGCUUUGUGACGUAGUUCCAAUGCAAAACGUCCAUAUUCUGUUGGGUAGACCAUGGCAAUUCGACAGAAGGGUGUUACAUGAUGGCUGGGAGAAUUCUUAUACAUUCAAACACGAAGGCAUGAAGAUCAAAUUGAAGCCUCUAUCACCCGAUCAAGUUUUUGAUGAUCUAAAACAGAUGGAGGAGAAUCGGAACGAAAGAAAAAGUGUUCAAGCUCAGUUGUGGGUUCAAAGGAGUGUUGGGUUCAAUUUCAUGAGUCUGCGAAAGCUAGCGAGGGGAGUUACAGAAUCGAAACCACAUGGGUUCAACGACCCCUGUUUUGUUGCUGCUAGACAGAGUUUCGAACUUCCAAACCUUGUCAAGGAAGAAGGAAGUGAGCUAAGGAGCGAGACCACGCCAGAUGCCUUCCUUGAGGUUAAGGGAACGAGUAGGAGUCAAGAAGAAGCUCUGGAUCGGGCUGGUGAUGAUCGAUUUCCUCCCUCGACGACUCUGCCACCACUCUGCCACUUUCCAGAAGAACAGAGUGUUGCAGAACAGAGCGCCAACGACGACGAUCUCGUCAUGGUUACGGGAGCAGAUUCGAGUGAGUCCGCUGCUACCAAAAUGUCCCAACAAUGUCCAGGAAUUAAUUCGACAGAUUGGUUAAAGCCGAAUCAGGUCAGUUUUCCGAAACCAAUUCGCGUGCCAACACCCAUGGAAACGCUCAAGAACAAAGCCAAAACUACCGAAUGGGUUGGGGAGAUCGGGUAUGAUUCGACACCACAGGCUGCUUCGGAAUCAACACACACAGUCCCAGGAAGCUGUAGGAUCGCUCAAUUGUCCGCGAAGACUCCUGGAUUACAAAACCCCAAUUUGCAAAUCUCCAACAGAAACUUGAAGAAACACGACCAAAAAAUUGGUGAAUUGGUUGUGGAGUUUGAGGGCUAUUCGGAGCCAACCACCACUCGAAGAGUUUGCUAGUGUCCCAAAGAAGGUGUAGGACACGAGAGAUCGCGACGAAAGUGCCCGAUUUAAAAACGCCCAAAUUUUGUUUUGCGUCGCCGGAAUCUGGGUUUCCUUCGCCGGAUUCUGGAAAUUUUGAAUUUUCCGACGGCGGGAAACUCGGGAAAUUCACUUGGUGUCAAAGCUGGACGAUUCAAAGCUUGAAGUGGGGUGAAUUCCCUUCCUGUGAUCAAGCCGAACAUGAUGGGGGACUUCAAUUGGAUCGACAUUGUGCAGAGAAGAAACGCUCAAAUUCAAGUAAGUCGCCGGAACAUUCAGAGUCGCCGGUUUCUGGAAAUUGGUCGCCGGAAACUGGAAAUAUGGAAUUUCGCGUUUUGGGUUCGUUUGAUCAAGUUGUUUUCAUUGGUAAGGUCUAUUGGAGCCUCACGAACGUCACGGAACUUGAAUCGUGGAAAACAGCCGCAGAUUCGCGAGUUAACGAAGGGUUGAAGUUCGACAUUGCAAGUUCAAGGUACCUAUUUCGUGACUCGAUUUGGGAGCAAUUUUGUGACGUUUUUGACAAGAAGCAGAUUCAAGCUUUGAGGUCAAAGCUUUUUGAAGAGGGGGAGCCUGAUAUGAUCCAAAUUGGCCACUUCUACAAGUCAAAAUUACUUGCCAAAGAAGCUAUCAAGGUUGGGAAGAAGAAGGGCAGCAUUUGGCCAAGUCAAAAUCCAUGUUCAGGGUACAUACUUUGGAGGCAUGGUUCUCUCAAUUGACUUGGUGGAAAUUCAAUUUUAAGGGUUUUUUUUUGCAGAUAAAGUUACCAUCUUUCCAAUGGUAUGCUUUAUGGAUCCAGAAGAUGUCAUUAAGGUUGUUUUCCAAGUUCUCAAAGUUGCUACCUCAAAACCGGAAAACUGCCAGAAAAUGGUUAAGUCUGGAAACUGUUUUGUGAAGCCUACUUUGGAGCUCAGUUCAAGGAGCAUGGAUCUUAUUCGAGACCAAAGGCUUCUACAACAUCAAACUAGGUAUGUUUGUGAACAAAGGGAAGGAAUUGGAUGACAGAUUGAAGUUCUGGAAAGCCUUGAACAAAAGGCACGAAGUUAGUACGAAAGCUGCUUUUGACUGUUUGCUGGCAGCUUACUUGCACUUGAAGAAAGAGAGUUUAAAUCCGGAUUUUGAGUCCUUUUUAGAGUAGAUUUUUACCUUAAAUGUUUCCUAGUUCUAUUAGGUUUGUAUUAGGUUUAUUUGCCUUUAAAUACCUUUCUAAUUACGUUGUAAAAUUAAGACUUUGUUGAAUAGAAAAGAAACCGUUUGGUUUGUGCAAGUUGCGACUUGUUUUGGGUUUGGUGGAUUCCAAACUUGCUGAGCUUGUGUAUCGAUUGAAUAGUCACUUCAAUCGUGGUCGAGCAACUACCCUUUUAUACCAAUCGAGCUAUCCCCAGGUGUGGAUUUGUCCUUUUGGUUCCGUUUAUUCAAGUUCGUAUUAAGAACGCUUCGUUCUUGAUUCGAGCUCAAUCGAUUCUUCGAUUGAGUCGUUAGCUGCGUGACUUUGAUAAACUUCAGGUUCCACAUUUUGCGCAACCACAGAAGUAGAACUAGAAGAUGAUCCGGAACUGGAAUGGGAGCUAAAACGCAAGCUAAUGCCGGGAGAGGAGGGACCAGAGUCGGAAAUCGAUGUCGAAGAUGAGGAUGCCAAACUCUCAUCACUGCUAGUGGCAAACGUGGAGGGAUCCGCAGGAUCAAUCUCAGGAUCCGUGCAUGGAAAAGUGAACUCACAUGGAUCCAAGAAGCUUUAGUCAAGAGGAGAUGAUGUUGCGGACUAUGAAGUACUGUGGUAGAGUUGAUGUUAAAAAAAACACAUGACAUGAUACACGAACUCUGCGGGCAGCUACAUCAUAGUACAUAUAACCCUUAUGUUUCUCUGAGUAUCCCAAGAAAACACAUUUAAUAGACUUUGGAGUAAGCU